CAAGAAGAAGAAGAAGAAGCAGUUGCACGCGGCGCGUGGUUAUGACGUAUGCGGAAGUAAACAAAGCGCGUACUGUUUGUUCGCCUUGAGAUCUUCAUUCAUGUGCAAUAAUAUAUUUCAAUUUCUAACACGUCUGUAAUUCAGACAUGAACGGCCAAGCCGAAUUAGAUGUGGACUACAAGCGGAAAUACAAAAACCUAAAGCGUAAAUUAAAAUUUUUGGUGUAUGAGCAAGAAUGUUUUCAAGAGGAGCUGAGAAGAGCACAGAGAAAGCUCCUGAAGGUCUCCAGAGAUAAAAGUUUCCUGCUGGAAAGAUUGUUACAGUAUGAGCGGGUGGAUGAAGACUCGUCCGACUCGGAUGCCACAGCCUCCUCAGACAGCGAGGGAGAGGCUCCAAGAGAAAGGGAAAGGGAACCAGGAAAGAAGAGGAGAAGUCCCGGAGGUCCGUCCCUCGCGUCAUCCUCGUCCCCACAGCUUUCUCUCCUCUCUCGCCCCGGAGCGAGCGCUCUCCAGGCUUCAGCACCUUCUCAGUAUCUCAACGCGUUACCCUUCCCUCCUGACUAUUUGGCUCCCUCUGCUGAGCGAGUGAGGAAAGAGAGAAAACCAAAACCACCAAAACAGAGAAAAGAGUCUGCAGGAAAGGUGGUACCUCCAUUAGCAUCGAACUACCCAGCAGGCAGUGCACCGGGUGCGGGUUCGUCUGGGCCGUUCAGCUGGGUCCCGCGGCAGAUGCUGAGCGGAGACACCGCGGAGGAGGAAGGAGAGAGUGAUGGAGAAAGCGAUGGAGGAGAGGAGGAGAGAGGAGAGGGAGAGGAAGCAGAGCUAGUCAUUGACAUUCCUAAUGAGUGAAGGUGAAGUGGACAAAGACUCUAGUGUUUCUUUAAUAUCAGUGAAGAGAAACCUCAAGGAAACGCCGUUUAUCCAGCUGUUUUUUUGUUUUUUGUUUUUUUGCUAUAGUCAUGCUGCAAUUGUUUCCUCUCCACCAUUUUUACACUUUAAUUGCAACUAUCUAACAAUUAAAGCAGUGCAUAGGAUUGUUUAUAGGUUUAAAAUGUAAGCCAUGUCAUUGUUUAGUCUGGGGCGGAAAGUCAACUGGAAAAUACAAUAUUCCUCCUGGACAGUCUCGUUAUAGGAACUCGCAGUCAGAGCUCUCGGGUUUCGAAUCGGGACGGAAAUUUUGGAUGCACGUCAUAGACCAACUCGGAUACAUCCCGCACCAUCAUGCCUGAAAGUAGUACGGCCGAAGUCCUGCUUCUGGAUUUCCUCUAUUGACAGAGUUUUAUCAAAUGGAAGCCUUUCCAUUGAAACUGAGUUUUAGCCAGGUAGCUCAUGAUAUUCAUUAAAUAAAAAGCACAGAGUUUUGGCAGACACACGUGUAUGUACAAAUUCAGGAUCAAGUAAAGCACGUGUAUGUCCGAAUGAUCGUAAGUCUAAUCAGAGUUUGCUGACUCAGCAUAAUUCAGCAUUUAUGUAAGCAAACUUGUCUGUUACAGAACCCAUGUCUCUCAUUACUCAGCAAGGACAUCAGAUGCUUUUUAAAAAUCAAUCAUCUGGCCAUUCGUACUAGAUAUUCUUACAUUGUGACUAUUUGGAAAAACAGAGACAUGCUCUCCUAGCUGCUACUAUCACGUUCAACAUCCAGCGGUGAUCUCACAGGGUUUCUGUGACCUCGAGGUAAAAUGUUUUUAAAUAUGGUGAACUGUAAUUCAUUUUUGUUAACACUGUGAUCCUUUUUCAUUAGCUCUGUAAUUUAAAAAAAAAGAAGAAGAGAACUGAAUCCGAUUUUCGUGUUCAUUUCCCCCUCGUGACAUGGAAAACGAGUACAAGUUAUCAGUACGAGCUUUAGUCAGAAGCCAUGCGUUCUGCAAAGUGAUAAUAUAAUGAGGUACGGAAGAGAGUUUCAACUUCUGGAGGACUCAAUUUCUGUACACCUAUUCGAAUUAGUGGCUUUUAAACACACGCAGAUUCGGCUUGUUAUGUAAUUAUACGAUGUAAUAAACUUAGAAUAGUAAUUAACCAGAAGCUAAAUCCCAGUAUGCUUUCAAGGGCUUAGUAGAUUAUCGACAUAUUAAUCAUGGCACAAAUUCUGUCUGUCUGUUGAGUCAUUUUUUUGGGAAUAUUAUACACUUUAUUGUCACCUGUGUGCCUGAUACACACAUUGCCAUGUCGGUGUCACUGCUGUGCUAUAAAUGAUAAUGAGCUUGGUUUUGUAACCUGUAGGCUCCUCAUUGUGAAUAACUAUAGGUUAUUUUGGUCAUGAAAAAUGAAGGUUAAUAAAUGCGAAACAGUCCAAA
Messenger RNA from Ictalurus punctatus (channel catfish), 2293 nucleotides. It is a transcript of the gene ino80e, whose product is annotated as INO80 complex subunit E. The record is from RefSeq and is a predicted model, not a curated record. Gene Ontology annotation, cellular component: nucleus; Ino80 complex. Gene Ontology annotation, biological process: chromatin remodeling. The transcript has 8 exons. Lineage: Eukaryota; Metazoa; Chordata; Actinopteri; Siluriformes; Ictaluridae. Bases 147 to 848 code for a protein of 233 amino acids.